AUGGCCACUCAAGACGAGAUACAGAAAGCGGUGGACCAGUUCACACUUAACAUAGAUGUCUACCAGCACAUGACGUACACAACUCAGAAUCCCCCAGAGGGAAUGGCUACGUUCUCCGAGGCGAUCUUUAAGUGUGGGGCGUUGAUACAUUUUCACCCCUCCAUCAGAUCGAUCCUCUAUCACUUCGAGGUCGCACCAUUGCAAUUGACGCCUAAUGCGUAUAUGAUAGCGAUUGCUAUGUAUAUCGCAUGUAGCGAAAAUGGUCUUGCAAGAUUACAACAAUCCCAAUUAAAUUCAAGUAUUGAAUUUAUUAAAAAUUCAUGUGGGUCAACAAUGUAUCCUAAUAUAUGUUACAAGACACUCUCAUCUUAUGCAGGCACCAUAAAGACAAAUCCAAGAGAGUUGGCGAAUGCAGCCCUGUCGGUGAGCCUGAAAGAAGUGCAGUCUACUUCUGCAUUGGUACAAAAGUUUUCGAAAGGGCGUGACUUGAGGCCUAGAGAAGCCGGUGCCAUAAGGGAUUGUGUGGAGACGAUAAAAGACUCGGUUGAUGACCUGCAACAAUCUUUGGCAGCAAUGAAGGAUCUAAAAGGCCCUGAAUUUGAAUGGAAAAUGAGUGAUAUAUUAACUUGGAUGAGUGCUGCUUUAACAAAUGAAGAUACGUGCAUGGACAAUUUCGAAGGAUAUGGCAUGAAUGUGAAAAUUAAGGACACUGUUAGAGGAUGCAUUGUAAGGGUUUCGCAGUUAACUAGCAAUGCUUUAGCCUUCAUUAAUAAACUCAAAUACUAG
Molecule: messenger RNA, 786 nt
Organism: Pistacia vera
Lineage: Eukaryota; Viridiplantae; Streptophyta; Magnoliopsida; Sapindales; Anacardiaceae
Product: 21 kDa protein-like
Exons: 2
Coding region: 1-786 (261 amino acids)
Biological process (GO): negative regulation of catalytic activity
Molecular function (GO): enzyme inhibitor activity
Source: RefSeq, a predicted model, not a curated record